AAAAAAAACUUUCUCACGGACGGUGACAGCGAAACGGAUAAUAGUCUUCAGUACCUGCUGGUCUUUGAAGCUCUGGAUUCUGGGACUGUUGGAAAAGCUCCAACAAAAUGAGGAAGAGGAGGGAGAAACACAAUUAGAUUGAAUUACAAUUGGAUGGAAGUCGAGGACAAGGAGAAGGAAGCUUAGGAUGAGGAGGAAGAGAAGCAGCAGAAGCAUCUUUAGGGAUCUCUAUGAUGUCAUUGAGAGGCGGCGGCGAGAGGCGGGACCUCGACUCAUCCAGCUGGAGAGCCUGAUCAGGAGGCGUCGAACAUUAACUCUGCUCUUCCAGGGCACCCUGCAGACUCGGCUGCUGGCAACAGCGAGGGAGUGCGGCCGUCGCUGGGAUGACGUGAACGCCAAACAGGAGUCCAUCACAGGUCGACUGCAGCUCCUUGUCUCAGAGUGGGAGGGAUUUGAAGCACAAAGGGAGGACCUUGUCGUUUGGUUAACUGAUAUCGAUGUCCACCUGAGUGCGGUUGACCAGCUGACAGGAAACACCUGUGAAAAGCUGAAACAACUGCAGGUGUGGGCUUGUUUUGAUAUGACAUAUAUUUGAUAUGAUACAUACGUCAAGAGACAUUAUCCUAAACUGGACUAACAAAGAACCAUGAGUCCAACAUGAAACUUACCUUGCAUAAGGUAAGGCUGAAGUUCAUUGAUAAUUUUAAUCAAAAACUUGUUGUUGAAAUAUUUUUACUGAACAUGCAAACAUCUGCUGAUGAAAAUGUCUUGA
Messenger RNA from Pelmatolapia mariae (spotted tilapia), 772 nucleotides. Its product is annotated as nesprin-2-like. The transcript has 4 exons. Gene Ontology annotation, cellular component: meiotic nuclear membrane microtubule tethering complex; nuclear envelope. Bases 188 to 595 code for a protein of 135 amino acids. The record is from RefSeq and is a predicted model, not a curated record. Lineage: Eukaryota; Metazoa; Chordata; Actinopteri; Cichliformes; Cichlidae.